Molecule: messenger RNA, 913 nt
Organism: Populus euphratica (Euphrates poplar)
Lineage: Eukaryota; Viridiplantae; Streptophyta; Magnoliopsida; Malpighiales; Salicaceae
Product: FH protein interacting protein FIP2-like
Exons: 8
Coding region: 16-696 (226 amino acids)
Source: RefSeq, a predicted model, not a curated record
UGCUCAGGAAAAGAAAUGUCAACCAUAUCCCUAAUGUUUCUGACUUUCCUUUUUUUGCCCCUCUGUGACCUUAUAUAUCAGGGUCUCGUAGAAGAAAUCAAUUCUGUUCUGACUAGGAGAAGGGAAGGUGAUGAGUUGGAAGCUGAAUUGACACGGGCAGAUAUCAUCAAAUGUGUACAAUAUCAGAAAGUGAAGUUUCGAGGAGUUAAUUUUUCUGGCCUUGAUCUCUCUAAACUGGACCUCUCAUAUGUUGACUUCAGCUAUGCAUCUCUGAAAAAUGUAUUCUUCUCUCGUGCAAACCUACAGUGUGCAAAAUUCCGGGAUGUGGAUGCUGAGGGUUCCAUAUUCCACAAUGCAACUUUGCGGGAAUGUGAAUUUACUGGUGCAAAUCUCCGAGGCGCUUUAUUAGCAGGUGCCAACCUUAAGAGUGCAAACCUACAAGAUGCUUGUCUGGUUGAUUGCAGUUUUUGUGGAGCAGAUCUGAGCUCUGCACACUUACAGACUGCUGAUCUCACUAAUGCCAACUUGGAAGGAGCGAAUCUAGAAGGAGCCAAUCUGAAGGGUGCAAAAUUGAAUAAUGCCAAUCUAAAGGGUGCAAAUCUUCAACGGGCUUAUCUACGACAUGUCAAUCUUCAAAAUACACAUUUGGAAGAUGCAAAGCUUGAUGGUGCCAAUUUGGUUGGAGCAAUUCGAUAAAAUUGGUGCAAGACUGUGUCCCAGAAUACAUGAAUGUAUUUUCACUUUCGAGUGAUCUAUUUCAUUUCCAUCCUUUUGUCUUCAGAAAUGGAUAUAUGUGCUAAGUUAUUUAUGUGCAAUAUGUGGAUAGUUUGACAAAAUGAAUUGGAAAGAUUUCAUAAAACAUGGUUGACCAUAAUUGUCUUCUGAGGCCAUCCCUUUACUUAGGAUUUAAGCA